AUGGGUGCACAGCCUGCGAAGCCAUCGAAAAAGAGCAGACUGGAAGACGACAGAACUCGCAGAGAGGAAACCUUCGCGGAGGCCACCAGCAAGAGAGGCAGUAUCGACGCCAUGACAACGGUUGAGGAUUGGGAUCCCAGUGAUAUUUGGGACUUUAGUGAUCAUCGUCCGAACAGUUCCAAAUCUAAACGCGGAGUUCCCCACGAAGUCCAUAACCAUCAAAAGCCAGCGUUGAGGCCGGUUUAUGAGAUUGGUUCCUACGUGAUGGCACGGUGGAGAAAUAACUACGAGUACCUUGCCGAGGUUUUAGCCUACCGUCAACGAUCCCGUGAGCACCUGGAGUAUCGGAUUAAAUUUAGCUGGGAUGGUGUUGUUGAAUGGACUCCAGCAUCCUCCAUUCGUCGUGCAGAGCAAAGCGAAAUCAACUAUGUACUGAGAUUUAUUCGUCAACACAGACAAGCGGAGACAACGAAGAAGGAGCCUAGUGAAGAGCGUGAAAGAAAACCUGUGGUCGAUGCUAAUGACGGUUCAAAUGAUACACCUGUUGCCAAAGGUGAUAUGCUUUAUGAUCGCAACAUUGCUCAGUUCCACGAAGCCUGUCGAAAGAGGCGAGAGCUAAAGAAGCAGGCUGUUUCAGGAGAAUUUGAAGGAUCAAAGCUCGAGGAACCACCUAAAUUGGAGAACCCAACCGUUUCACCCCCCAAUAAACCGGGAGGCAAAUCAGAGCAGCCUAGUUUGGCUAAACGGUCAAGUGCUACUUGUCCUCACUGUCCUCGGAAAAUGCGUAGACAGAGUCUAUUAACUGCUCACCUUCAGAAUUAUCACAGCGCAAAGAGUACUUCACCGCAGCCGACUGUGGAACUCACUCCUGCACCGAAGAAGAGGAAGGUGGAACCAGAGGUGGAGGGCCAGCCGCUGCCUGCAGCUGCCCAGUCAGAGAGAUAUGUCUUCUGCCCCGCGUGCAAAUUUAGCGGUUCUACGACAGAGCUCGUUCAAAAUCUCAUUCAAUGCGUUGUUUGUCGGGUGUGGUCUCAUAGGGCAUGCACCUCACAGGGCGCAGCUAAGUCGUGGAUUUGCACCUUCUGCCACCGGGCACCCUCCCGAUCCGGUCUCACUGACUGGCCGACUGAGUCGGCGGAAACUGGUGAAGUGACCAUGUCGCAGCCAGGCGACAAUCCCAGCUUGGCCCAUUUGAUGCGAGAGACCAUGAGUCUGAUAACAUGGCUGCGCCAUCUCAAUACAUUGAUUGUGACGGGUCGCCGUACGCUCUCUCGGAUUAGAGGAUCGUCUGGAAGUGGUGAUAGUGGCAAUGGUGAGGCACAGUCCACCGUAGCGACCUCAAAUGCGCCAAAGGAGAACUCUGCUGACUCCACAACUGCUGACUUGACUAUGGAUUUCCCAUUUAUUCCUGCACCUCAAGUAGUUGCUGGGGAGGAACAUUUGAGUGCGUUGGAGUCCACGGACAUUACGCGAAUUCUGGCCAACCUUGCAAACAGCUCACCAGAAGACUUGCCCGAUCUGAUGACUGCCAUUUCUGACGACCUACUCAACGUACCGGCUUCGACACAGCAGGGCCAACCGCCAGCGCAGGUCCAGUCAGGAUCACCAAGGCAGACUGCGGCGCCGCCUCCGCCUCCUCAAUCGGGCGCCAUUUUCGACACGCCAACUAAGACGCUGCUAGCGAGUCUCGAGCAGGUGUUGUACCAGGGCGGAAGCGGAUUGAGCAAUAGCAAACCCUUUCCCCCACCCACGGCUACCACAAUUGAGGCAGAUCUGCAGCGGCCUCUAACAAUUGACGCCGCAUCGCCUUUCUUCACAACGCCCGUGAAGAGUCUUCGCAGCGGGAGCACCAGUGUCAGUGACAUCGAGGCCGCUGCCAGUCUGAUCGGCUUCGCCGAGAGCUCCAGUCGCGCCGAAUUCGAAAAUAGCGUAGACCCCUUAUUUCAAGCAAAACUGCAAAUCCUUUCAUCUGCUCACUUUCUAUUUCCAUCUUCUGGAUCAUAUGACCAAAUAGGUGCAUCCCGCACCAUGGAAGCCUCUUUUCGACGUCUUUUUAUCUUCGUAGACGAGGCCAAGUCACAGAGGGCGUCGAGUGACCUCGACUGCCUGGAAUCAGAUAUCCUGAUCCCACUGGAGGAGAUGAUCAGUCUAAUCGAGUCAAGGCUUGAUGUAAUCGAGUCACAAGUCGCCAAGCUGCAAGGAAACCAGGCGACAGCGUUGCCUCACUCGAAUGCGGAGAACCGGGAUGGCAUGGAUGAAGGCGACGGUGAUGACGGGGACUCAGUAUCAGCACUCUCAAGGACACCCGCCUUUUCACAUUCCUCCCUCUCGCCCUCCUCCUCCCGCUCCCUGUCCCCCACGUCGCCCCAAGAAGGUGGUGGUGGCGACGCUCAGUCGACUGGGAUGAGUCAAGCUGAAGAUGCACUUGAAAAAGAUCCACCACAACGAGAAGCAUCGUUGAACAAUGCUACUUCUCCGCCCACUGAUGCUGAGCUUCACCCUGAAGAGGUCCAUGACCUCACCAACACAGCAACUUCAGCUCCCAAACGCAAACGGCACCGACGAAAAUGGAGAAGUUCCGAGCCUGACUUUGAGGAGACGUGCAACGCGAAGGAGGAUGAGCCAUUUGUGGCCAUCCACCAGCCAUUUCAUCGCAUAGUGUUUGACGAAGAUGGCAACGCCUCCGACGUGGUCCUCCGACCGCAAUGUGAGGUCAAUCGGAAGCACCAAAAGCGUCUCGCCACAAGCAGCUACAGGUGGAGUUCAAGCAUCCAAUCGGAAGACAAUACAAUCAGCGCGGUGCCGAAGGAGCCCAAAACAUCUAGUUUGCUACCAGCUGUUAAGUGUGCGGUGGAUCACCCAGAGGUGAAGAACCUCGAAGUGCGGGUACACCACUUUCCGGUGAACUACUCACCCCCAGACGAUAACGUAAAAACGUACACUGCUGUAAAUCAGGACGACACUAGGGAGGACAAUGAGACGAUUGUGGAAAGAUCAGACAAUACCAACGAAAAGGACUAG
Echinococcus granulosus is the source of this 3021-nucleotide messenger RNA. Its product is annotated as glutamate receptor AMPA. The coding region runs from base 1 to 3021 and encodes 1006 amino acids. Lineage: Eukaryota; Metazoa; Platyhelminthes; Cestoda; Cyclophyllidea; Taeniidae. The transcript has 12 exons. The record is from RefSeq and is a predicted model, not a curated record.